CCCACAAACCCAUGGAAGUACUGGGAAUGGCUGCGGGAAAAUGUGCACGCAGGCCUGGACUCCCGAUCCCUUUCCCCGUGCAGAGCAAAACGGGGGAAACCAGAAGAGUUCGCACGAGCCGGGAGGCAUCUGGGCCCCCUUAGGAGCCCGGAAUUCCGGGACUGAGAGUCUCCGUGGGGACUGAAGAAGAAAGUUCGGUCUCUGGCUGUGCCUUGGGAAAGAAGAGGUCUUAUGGCUCCAGGCACCACCAAGUUGUCACCAGGCACCGAGCUUUUCUGAUAUCUAGGCUGUGGGCUCCGAUGGGAGCCAGGGCGAGGUGGGUGGACCCCCUGUAUACAUUUCUGCUAGGAGUACCCAAGUCCUUCAUGAGGUGUGGGGUCACUCUCAGACGCCCAAUAAGUAACGGGCAGCGAGCACCACACCGAGUAAAUGAAUGAGCCACUCUCUAGAUCUAACGGUGGUGUCUGCAUCCAUCUUUCUUGUGUGUGGUAAAAUAGUGGCACUCUCUCCAGGACUUCAACAAGGGACCAGGCAUGCAGGCUACAGGGAUGGAAGAGAACCCGGUCUAUCCCGGUUACAAAUGAUGUGGGAUCUGGUCCUGUCACAGCAAUGGGAUGAGGCCUGAACAUUGGCUUGCCUUUCGGGGCCCCUCCGGAGUGUUUCCUAGUAGUAUAGUUGCAAGUUCGGCUGAGAAGAGUUUUGUAGGGCCUGGGGGUCAGAACAAGAACAGGCUUGUUGGUCAUCCUCAGUGAUUUUACAGAGCCUUCGCCGCCCCCCCCCCCGCAAAUAUGUUGUUUUCUUAUCCUGCGUUGGCGCUCCCCAACCUCUCUUAGGUCAGAGCCAGCGGGACCGCCUUGGCUGAGCCACUGGAGUUAGAUCUCUUCUCUAAUUUGACUUAUUUGAUAUUGAGGACUUAAACUAAUUGGGCAUAAUUCGAUAUUUUAGGAAAUGGUUUGCGGAUGUUUUUCCUGGAGGGAAAAAUUUGUGCUGGCCUAAGGAUGGAGGUGUUUUUGAAGGGCGUGGGAUGGGAGAAACAAAGUGUGUGUGACGAUUGCCAAGGAUACAGCACGGUCACCUUUGACGGGACGCCCAGCUAUGGUCACACGCCUUCGCACCACGCGGCACAGUUCCCCAAUCAUUCCUUCAAGCACGAGGACCCCAUGGGCCAACAAGGCUCGCUGGGCGAGCAGCAGUACUCAGUGCCGCCCCCAGUCUACGGCUGUCACACGCCCACCGACAGCUGCACGGGCAGCCAGGCUCUGCUGCUGAGGACGCCCUACAGCAGUGACAACUUAUACCAAAUGACUUCCCAGCUGGAAUGCAUGACCUGGAAUCAGAUGAACCUCGGAGCCACCUUAAAGGGAGUUGCUGCUGGGAGCUCCAGCUCAGUGAAAUGGACAGAAGGGCAGAGCAACCAUGGUACAGGGUACGAGAGUGAGAGCCACACCACACCUAUCCUCUGUGGGGCUCAGUACAGAAUACACACCCACGGCGUGUUCCGCGGCAUUCAGGAUGUACGGCGUGUGCCUGGAGUAGCCCCAACUCUUGUCCGGUCGGCAUCUGAGACCAGUGAGAAACGCCCCUUCAUGUGUGCUUAUCCGGGCUGCAACAAGAGAUAUUUUAAGCUGUCCCAUCUACAGAUGCACAGCCGGAAGCACACUGGUGAGAAACCCUACCAGUGUGACUUCAAGGACUGUGAGCGAAGGUUUUCUCGUUCAGACCAGCUCAAAAGACACCAAAGGAGACAUACAGGUGUGAAACCAUUCCAGUGUAAAACUUGUCAGCGAAAGUUCUCCCGGUCCGACCACCUGAAGACCCACACCAGGACUCAUACAGGUAAAACAAGUGAGAAGCCCUUCAGCUGUCGGUGGCCCAGUUGUCAGAAAAAGUUUGCCCGGUCAGAUGAAUUAGUCCGUCAUCACAACAUGCACCAGAGAAACAUGACCAAACUCCAGCUGGCACUUUGAAGGGCGCAACUUGGGGACAGUUUGGUGUCCCAGGCAGGACCGUGUGUGAACUACUUUCAAAUCUGGUUUUUGAAAUUCCUCCUCACUCCCUGAAGAAGAACAUGGCUGUUGACCUUCAUCCAACAUCCAAGACAAGACACCACUGGUACCGCUGGAUUCUACCAGGUUUGCCUAGAGGAGUUGGUCUCUGAUCUGCCAACUUGUCAUUGACUCACUGGCCUGGAAAAGUAGUUGACAAGUGUCUGGUUAAUUAAAAGUCCAUGGCCCUUUGGUUUGGAUUUUCAACUGUAAGAAAAAACAAAACACUGUUAAUAAGGUCCUCUUAUCUUCCUCUUUCCCUUUAUACUAAUUUUUACUAGAAAUGAAGUGAUGGUACCAUUUGCCAUCACGGGAUAUUUAUAGGUAGAAGAUGUGCAUGUGUGUCUGCUAAUGUAAACUUUGUCAUGGUUGCCAUUUACUAACAGCUCUGGCAAGAAAUAAACCGGA
This is a messenger RNA of Perognathus longimembris pacificus (Pacific pocket mouse), 2453 nucleotides long. RefSeq names its product WT1 transcription factor (gene Wt1). Bases 960 to 1967 code for a protein of 335 amino acids. Gene Ontology annotation, molecular function: DNA-binding transcription factor activity, RNA polymerase II-specific; RNA polymerase II cis-regulatory region sequence-specific DNA binding. Gene Ontology annotation, biological process: regulation of transcription by RNA polymerase II. The transcript has 10 exons. Gene Ontology annotation, cellular component: nucleus. NCBI's taxonomy places the organism in Eukaryota, Metazoa, Chordata, Mammalia, Rodentia, Heteromyidae. The record is from RefSeq and is a predicted model, not a curated record.